GAACGAGGGUAGGGGCGCCCACUUUCCGACAGUCGGAAGCCCUGAUGCACUUUGAACUACCUACUCGUCUCCCACAUUUCCGUUCUUCAGUCCUUGAAUCAUCAUGUCCGUCGAGAUAGCGGUGACCCCAACGAAUGCGCGGCCCUCGAAACGUAAGCGGGCUUCCGAUGCGUCAAUCGGUGGACUUCAGUGUCAAGUCUGCCACCGAUCAUAUGAACGUGCCGACCACUUGAACCGACAUCUGGACUCACACCGCAACGAGAGAUCGUUUCAUUGCGAGGAGUGUCCUGCAGCGUUCAACCGAAGGGAUCUGCUACUCAGGCAUCAAGCAACCCACUCAAAGAAUGCCAAAGAUGGGCUCGUGGGCCCAUAUCGCGUAGCAGAACGUGCCACGAAGGCCUGUAACUCCUGCGUCGUAUCAAAAGUCAAAUGCGACAAUGGAAGGCCAUGCAAACGGUGCCAAAAGAAAAGCUUACCAUGCCUGACAAAGUCGCCCGAGACGUCACCGCUUGCUCAAGCAAGAGCAGGAGAACAAUCAACGCAAGCUUUUGCAGUAUCUGUUGAAGAGCAAAAUAAUCCAUAUCAAUUUGACGACGACAUACAAUUGAACAAUGUCUAUCUCAAUGAGACCAACACUGAGGCGCAAGCUCUACUCGAUCUGUACAAUACCACUGGUUAUACCCAGCAUACCAUCCCGGCCUUCUUCGAACAAAUCAUGGUUCCCGCACCAGACUUUUUGGGUAGUGACUACAUGCAGCCGCCUCCGGAUCUGACGGCCUGGAUGCCGGAGACUGACUGGCUUGGUCAAGUUGACAUUUUUGGCAACGAUUUCACCCCAACUGUCAGUCAGAUGCUAGAAGCAGAGAUACCGCGGGUUACUGCCUUGCCUUCUGCAACGCCGCCUACCAAUACAGAUGUCUCUCAUGAGAAGAUUGAUAGCAACUCUGCGAAAAGGCGCCAUGCAGUCUUCAAACAGUCUGCCUGGUACUGGAUCCCCGAGCGUAACCAGCACGCUUUCAGCGAGCACGAAAAUAUCGCUUUGGACGAGCGUAACGUAGACCUCGCCUCGUCACCACAUAUGCCGUAUUCUUCCAAUGUCGUGAUCCCCGAUAAGCUAUCACCGGCAGCCCGUGACCGCAUCUUCCAGCUCGUGUCAAAGACUGCACAAAGCCAUAUCACCAUUCCGUCUUUCCCUUCGGCAGAGUGCGUCGACAAACUGAUCAAGGUUGGGAUUGCAAAAAGAACUGAGACCGAUGCAUGGAUCCAUCCGUAUACCUUUGAAAGCGAGACUGCCCGGCCAGAAUAUCUCACUGCCUUGGUGGCAGCCGGAUGUGUAUGCUUUGGUGUACUCUCGGUAAGCAGGACAGGCUUGGCGCUACAGGAGAUAGUCCGAGUCGCGUUGAACAGGCUGUCCGAGAACGAUAAUAGUGUGAUACGUGAUCUUGAAUAUCUCCAAGCUUCGAUGCUUUGGCUUGAUAUCGGGGCAUUCUGUGGGUACAGGAGGAAGAUGGAAAUUGCGGAGAGUAGCUUGCAGUCUCUUGUCACGGCACUACGGCGCGCCGGUAGAUUCGAUCAUAUCCGGUAUCCUGCAGUUACACCAUCUGCUGAGGAUGGCGACGAGGAACUACAUGCAAAGUGGAAGCAGUGGGUGGAGCAAGAAUCCUACAAGAGGUUGGUAUAUCACUUGUUCGAGCACGACAUUCACAUGACUAUGGCGAAGCAUCGCCCGCCACUGAUCAGCUACGCUGAACUUACCCUUAUGUUGCCUGCCUCAAAGACGCUUUGGCUGGCGCCCGCAGCAGAGACAUGGCGAAUGCGUUAUCUUGACAUGGACGUCGUCGCCAGUCCUCCCUCACUUCAAACGCUUCUAAAAGACGAAGCUGCCAUACGCUGUCUUCCUGCCAACAUCGACAUUCAAGUCGCUCACUCCUCCUAUCUACAUGGCAUUGCUGCUCAGAUUUGGGAGUAUACACAGCAAUCUGCGCUGAUGGAUGAGAGCAGCGACGCCUCCUCACAGCUCUGGGCUCGUUCUCGGCAGGAAAAACUAUACCACUAUCUGCAACGCGAAGAUUUUCUGCCUGGCAAAUUUCCAGCAGUGACUUGUCUGUUCCAUCAGUUCUUGCAAAUGUACCUACACGUCAAUCUCGAUCUAAUCACGCGUUUCGCCGGCAAAUGCGGUGAGAGUGCUGCCAACAGCGCGUACACUCAUCUCUCGCCCUGGAGUCAAACCAAAGAGGCCAGGGUCGCAAUCUGGCAUGCUGGACAGGUGGUACGAGCUGCGCGACAGAUUCCGCCAUACCAGAUCCGCGGUGCAGAUUCCUUCAUGUUGUACCAUUCCAUCAUGGUCCUCUGGACAUACAGCAUGAUGAUGUGCGACCUGGCCAAGAAGACCGGCACUACGACGCCGAUGCGCACACGGCCAAGUUCGCUUCCGAGCAAGGUUAUCUACCUUGAUGAUGCCGCCUCUGACAACCAGGCUGGCGUCAAUGCCUUCAUUGCCACGAACAGCGGUAUACCGUGCCUUCGCAUCAUCUCUACGCACCAACCAGUGGCAUCAGAGUCUGGAGCGGUCACUCGGCCUGAAAUCUGCAAUCUCAAGUAUCCUUCGCAGGUUAUGAAGGUGGGCGUCAUGCUUCUCGAUACAACGCAUCCCGAUGUGGAUCGCGAAACUGGGCCACCUCUUGUGCGGGCUCUUUGUGGACUGAUGGAAGAACUUGGAGGUCUUCGAUGAGAGAACUCGACAACUCCGGUCAUAAUGGUAGGAUUCAACGCUUACCGUCCUAAUGGCCAUCAUUCUGCAUUUCCUUGUCAAUGAGAACUGCACUUGCGCACUGAGUAAAACUCAAUCAAAGCAAGGAAGAAACACUGAGGCCUACAUCAACGCUACCUCUUCUCAUUUGCGUAUUGUCGUCCCAAUGUAGGCCUUAGGCCUGUUCAGUUACAUCCUUGUACGAGGUGGGGGGAGAACCCUAUUCUAGUGCACAAUCACAUCAAAAUAUUGGAACAAAGGAAUAGAGACACUGGUCAAAGAGCGAUUAAAAU
This is a messenger RNA of Alternaria rosae, 3042 nucleotides long. RefSeq lists its product as uncharacterized. Gene Ontology annotation, biological process: DNA-templated transcription; regulation of DNA-templated transcription. The record is from RefSeq and is a predicted model, not a curated record. The coding region runs from base 104 to 2731 and encodes 875 amino acids. The transcript is spliced from 7 exons. Gene Ontology annotation, molecular function: DNA-binding transcription factor activity, RNA polymerase II-specific; DNA binding; zinc ion binding. NCBI's taxonomy places the organism in Eukaryota, Fungi, Ascomycota, Dothideomycetes, Pleosporales, Pleosporaceae.